Onychomys torridus (southern grasshopper mouse) is the source of this 745-nucleotide messenger RNA. RefSeq names its product EF-hand calcium binding domain 9 (gene Efcab9). The transcript has 4 exons. Bases 49 to 699 code for a protein of 216 amino acids. Gene Ontology annotation, biological process: sperm capacitation; flagellated sperm motility. NCBI's taxonomy places the organism in Eukaryota, Metazoa, Chordata, Mammalia, Rodentia, Cricetidae. Gene Ontology annotation, molecular function: calcium ion sensor activity. The record is from RefSeq and is a predicted model, not a curated record. Gene Ontology annotation, cellular component: sperm principal piece; cytoplasm.
CUCCAUUCCGUGUCGGGUUGCCAGAGCCUCCGGCUGAGAGCUGCUGAGAUGAAAUUGAAGCCAGGGUCUUUUCUGUGGUACCUUUACCUGGACAAAAUCUACUGUUUGUUGUCUGUGAGAAAUGUGAAGGCCUUGAUGGAGUAUUUUCACCUUCUGGACGCACACCGAAGGAACACCUUGAAUGAUGUGCUGUUCUUUCAUUUUCUCCACCACGUGACUAACAUGAAAAUCACACAGAUCAAGAUGAUAUUUGACAUGCUGGACUGGAUGGCUGUAGGAGAGAUUGGUUUUGACCAGUUCUAUGUGUUGGUUUGCAUUGUGCUGUCACAUCAGAACCAUCUGGAAAAUCAGUUUAUGUACCGCCAUUCCCGGCCAGUUUUUGACCUGCUCGACUUGGAUGGGGAGCUGCAAAUAGAUGCAUCCAAUUUCGAAAUGUACAGAUUUCUCUUCAAUAUUAAAAAGCAGGAACUCCGAGACCUUUUCCAUGACUUUGACAUCACAGGUGACCGACUGCUUAAUUACAAGGAAUUUAAGCUGUACACAAUCUUCUGCACUGACAAAUCCACAGACAGGAAGAAAAGGAGGAAAGAAAGAGCGGAAGAGAAAGGGAAAGAAAAGGUGAAAGAUAGAGAGAAGUAUCAUCAUCUAAAGAAGAUAUACUCGACUGGGAUGAGCCAGAGGAGUCGCAGUAUCCUUUGAUAUCAAAGUGAGCAUGACAAUUAAAAUUAACAUGGCCACAAUGAAG